AUGCCACGGUUAGCUUCUACGAGAGAAACAACAAAAUUACAAGUCGAGGUGAAAAAUAGAAAGAAAAGAAAGUAUGGCAAUAGAAAUAAUUCAGUAGCUCCACGGGCGCUAGUUCCCGUCCCAGAUCAACAUAGCUUGAAGGAGAAGCCAGUAGGCAAUCAACAUGACGAUUUUCAUGGUAUGAAGGACUCUCUGAAACUCGGUAAUGAACAUUAUGAUAACGACAUUAAUAUUCGUUUAUCACAGGCUUGUGAUAGGUGUAGACUAAAGAAAAUAAAGUGCGACGGUUUAAAACCAAGUUGUACUCACUGCUCAAAAAUUAAGUUUGCUUGUAAAACAAGUGAUAGGCUAACAAGAAGAGGCUUCCCCAAAGGCUAUACUGAAAUGCUAGAAAGACAAGUGAUUGAAUUACAACAUAAAUUGAAACUUUUGGAAACACAGUCCCCAUCAAUCGAAGGUAAUACCAGUUCUGUUCAGAACAAAAAAUUAAUAGAAAAUUGUUGUAGUGACAACAGCACUGCUCAAUCGUCUACCCUUGAAACAGAGAAAAAUUUAAUAGAUAGAAGUGAAUUUUGGGACGUAAUAAUAAAAGAUUCCUUAUAUUCAGCCGAAACUUUGUUAAAUGAAAAGUUUACUAAAAACUUUAUUGAUAAAGAAUGGUUGGUUGAUUUUCAAUUAUCCAUAUUAAUCUCGAAUUUACAAUUAAAUCCACAAUAUAACUAUUUGCCAAAUUUUUUAAUUAACAAAGCAAAUACGAAUCUAGCACAAUUAAAAGAACUGAUAGAUUUAUCAAUUAAUAAUUUCACUGUCAUUCAAAACUCAAUCUUACCACUACUAUAUUCCAAUGAUGAUUUGGUUGAAGUUUCAAAUUUGACAAAUAAUACAAUAAAUAAAAACCCAAUAAAUAUAAUGAUUAUUUGCUAUAUUAUUCAAUUAAAUUGGAGUUGUUUUGAUAAAUUUAAAUUAUUUGAAGUCACAAAAACUGUAAUAAUUAAUAACUACUAUCAUUUCAAGGAUGUUAAUAAACAAAAUCAAAAUAUUAAGAUUUUGAAUUUAUUGAAUCUAUCUAUUUAUUAUUAUAUGUCAGUGAUUGAUUCAAAUAAUUUAUCAAUUAUCAAUGAUUUAUUCAAUAUAACAACUGUUUUCAUCAAUGAUGCAUUGAAAACUUCGAAUUUUAUCAACAAAGACCAAAUCAAAAAUAAACCAAUGAAAAAAUCGUUAGAUAAUGAUAUUUAUGCCAAUUAUUCCAUUGCGAACAGAAAUGAAUUAAUAAAAAAUAGAAGUAUUUCAAUUACUUGUUAUAAAUUUCUGUUAAAAUGGUGGAAUCUUUUGCAUAAGAAGGAUAUCAGACUGAUUGCAAAUCUAAAUACAGAAUAUGACUCUGAUCUUCUACUGGGAAUAUAUGAUGAAAAAUUAAAUUUAUUUAAAAUAUUAAAUGAAUUCGUUUCAAUUGUGUCCACUAACAUCAUGUUGCCUAAUGAACAACUAUCUAUUCAUUUCCAAGAUUAUGAAAAUGUUUUGAUUAAAAAAAAUCUCUAUUUUAAUAAUAACGAGAAUUUCUUAGAGAAGACCUUAACAACAGAUGAAUGCAAAAGUUUACAAAUGACAUUAUAUUAUCUGAUAUUGCAGGCAGUAUUGAUAAAUCCAGCAACAAACAAUUCUUUAUAUACAGCAUCGAAGAAUAACUAUAAAACAAAAUACCCCAAGAAGAAUCAAAAUAUUACGAUCAAUGAUAAUUCAACGUUAAUCCAAGAUCAGUCGAAGGUUGAAAACAGUUUCCAAAUCUUAUUAAAAUACCAUAGUUUUUUGACCAAUGGAAACUUUUCCCUGAAAGAUCAACCGCAACAAUUCUAUGUCAAGUAUUUUUUACCUUGUCAAAAUACAGAAAUCAUAAGGUUUUCUCUUCUGCAUUUAAACAGCUGGUCUGUAACCAAUACGAAAAAAUUCGAUGGUGAUUUGACAUUGCCAGAAAAUUGGAAUCUAUUAAGAUAUAAAACAUUUUUAACAAGAUUCUGCACACUUUGGUUUUUUGAUGACAUGAAAAAUGUAUUAUUAGUUGAAUUACAAAAUAAUUUCAAAUUUGAUUUAAGUUUGAAAUUGAAAUUGAGCAACACAAAUUUGAACAAAUACAAUAAAUUAGGUUACUUGCAAUCUGUCUCGAAUUUUAACGACACAAAUAAAAUAGGCAAUGGUUACAAUUUUUCUUUUUUCUUUGGUGGAAGAACUAAUCUAUUAAAAUGCAAUUCAGAUGCAAUAAUGGAUCAAUUUGAUAUGUUUACAGAUAAUAAUAUUGUAGAUCCUACCAACACCAAUCCCGAUCUAGAAUAUGUAGCUACUGAAGGAAAUAUAGGGAGGAACCAAAAUAUUGCCAAUGCAGAACAUGCGCCUAGUAUGAGAGAUCAUCUCGAAAAUUGCAAGCCUAACAUUGUUGAUAAUACUGGAUUUUAUCAGCCUUUGUUUGAAUCAUUUUCGUUGAAGUCAUUAACUCAACUUGACGGAAAUAACAACUUGGUUGAUGUCGGUAAAUACUCUUCUGAAUUUCUACUUAAUCAAGAGGAAACCGACGACGGUUACGCGGAAGAUGAUGACGAGGAUGACUUUACAAACGACAAUUUACAACCGCUAGAAAUUCCAUUUGUACACAAGCGUCAUAAGUCACUUUUCCAGUCCAGAUAUGACCGCUCGCCCGCAACUUUAAUAAAGACAAAGGAGUACAUGAAUAAAAAUAAAGUUGCGAAGAACAAUCAAAGUUCCAUGACUAGCAACGUCAGUGCAAUCAUACUGCCUGGGAAUGCACAAACCCUUCAAGAUAACCAAGUAAAACUUGAUCAUAUGAUCUUGAACAAUUCUUUAAAGCCAGUCUCUCACGAGCCAUUAUCUCCUAGUGCAGUCAAUUGCAGACCAGAGGCCACUGAAGACUCCAAACCGGAUGAAAGAGAUAACACUACCGCAAAAUAUAAAACUGAUGGAGCUUCGUCGUUGAAUGGCCACAAAGCACAAAACUUGCUACAGAGUCCCAACAAGACCCCAAGUUUCAACAAUUUCAACUUCAUAGAGACGACAAGAUCCUUUUCUGACAUGUUGUUUUUAAAAUCCAAUUCUCAAUUGAACCUCUUAAAGAAAAUACAAGAUUGA
Molecule: messenger RNA, 3135 nt
Organism: Tetrapisispora phaffii CBS 4417
Lineage: Eukaryota; Fungi; Ascomycota; Saccharomycetes; Saccharomycetales; Saccharomycetaceae
Gene: SIP4
Product: Sip4p
Exons: 1
Coding region: 1-3135 (1044 amino acids)
Biological process (GO): positive regulation of transcription by RNA polymerase II
Molecular function (GO): DNA-binding transcription factor activity, RNA polymerase II-specific; sequence-specific DNA binding; zinc ion binding
Source: RefSeq, a predicted model, not a curated record